AUGGCGAAUCACCCUCCCGGUGACGACCAAGGCCUAGCCGAUCCAAUUUUACUUGAGAAAAUCGACAAGCUUUUCGCCUGCAACAUUGGAAAUUACAUCAACCUCCCUCAACUAGUUGUUGUGGGAGACCAGUCAAGUGGCAAAAGCUCUGUCCUGGAGGGGCUUACUAGAUUGGCAUUUCCUCGGGACAGCGGCCUGUGUACAAGGUUCGCAACUCAGAUUAUAUUUCGUCGGUCCAAAAAUACCGAGAGAAAAAUUAUGGCUUCUAUAAUUCCGGACUCCAACGCCGAGGACGCAUAUGCAUCGAAGUUAAAAGAGUGGAAAGGCAAAAACCUGCAAUCUCUUGAUAUCGAGUCAUUCUCUGAAAUGAUGACGGAGGUUCAUACCCUCAUGGGUGUUUCUCGUUUGAAAGAUGACGGAUUACCUACGUUCUCUAGUCACGUAUUGCGAGUGGAAAUUUGUGGGCCGCAAGAAGAUCAUAUUAGUGUGAUUGAUGUUCCUGGAAUCUUUCGCAAUGUGAUACCCGGAAAAUCCACGAAGGAAGACAAAAGUUUGGUGCGUGACAUGGUACAGGCAUAUAUGAGAAAUCCUCGCUCUAUCAUUUUGGAAGUGGUGCCGGCGAACGUUGAUAUAGCGACCCAAGAGAUUAUUGAGAUGGCCCACGAGCUUGACCCCGAUGGCGAGAGAACACUGGGAGUUCUAACCAAGCCCGAUUUGGUAGACAAGGGCGCGGAGGAAAAAGUCAUUGAUCUCAUCAGAGGAAAAGAUAUGCAAGUAAGGCUCGGAUGGGUGAUUGUUCGAAACCUUGGACAAAGGGAACUAUCUGGAGGUAUAGAUCGAGAUACAGCUGAAGAGGAGCACCGCCAAAAGCACCCUUGGAGCAUUAUUGGCCGUGAUAGCUUUGGAAUCGAAGCACUCAAGAUUCGUAUUCGGGACAUUGUGACCACAAAUGCGCGCCAGGCCUUUACAUCGGUCAGGUAUGAAAUUAGCAAAAACCUCAAGGCCCGCCAAGUUGGCCUUCGGGGUCUUGGACCCGAGCGGAAAACGAUGGAGCAGCAAGUGCAAUACUUGCUUGAUAUUGUUUACUCGUUCCAAAAUCUUACCAUGCAAGCAUUGGGAGCAAAUUACAGUUCGAACGAUGCUUUCGAAAGUUAUAACGAACUUCGACUAGCUACUGAGGUUGUUACAAGAAACGAAAAAUUCUCAGAAGAUCUAUCCCGGUGGGGUCAUUUGAUCAACUUCAAUAGCGCGUUGCCCCUACAAGCCAACGCUAACGACAUUGCUUCGAAACAUACAAAAUCAGAGAGACAGCUCAUAUCCUCAAGAAAAGUAAAGGAUAUUCCGGAAAUCCAGGAGAUUCUGCCAGAAUCAUCAAAUAUAUCCCCUCCUUUAAGUCAUGAUAUAUGCUCCUGGAUAGGCGAUGAAUACCGCCAAUCCCGAGGCUUUGAAAUUGGCACGUUUAAUCACGUCCUUCUGGCGAGCCUAAUGAAGAAACAGUCGUUCAAAUGGGCAUCCUUGGCGAAAGGAUACAUCGGUGAUAUAAUCACCAUUGUUCAUGCCUACAUCGCUACCGGAGUGAGACAGUUGCUCGAGAGAUAUCAGAGUGCGAUUGACGAAGUAGAUUUUUUGCUUUUUGUUGAAAGAUCAAUAACACCAAUGACGGUUAAUCACUACCUCAAUGAUAAUCUGGAAAAAUGUCGCCAGAAACGCGCAAGUUCGAUACAAGCAAAGAAAGCAUUCGACAGUCCGGAAGGGAAGGUAGUGCGUGUCGAUGAUCUGAAUCAUCACCAGAAUAUGAGUAAUGCCGAACAUGCUGUCCAAGACCUUCAGGAUAUUCUGGAAUCGUACUACAAAGUUGCGCGCAAGAGAUUUGUUGACAACGUUUGCAUACAGGCAACGGGAUAUUACCUAAUGCAAGGGCCAAUUACCCCGAUGGGUUUGUUGUCACCUUCUCUGGUCAGCAGUCUGGGCAGAGAACAGCUUGAUGCGAUUGCAGGGGAGGAGGCCACAUUGAAAAGGAAGCGAGAGCAGCUACACAAGGAAAUAGCUGAUCUUUCCAUUGCAAGAGAUAUUUUGCAAUAA
Penicillium nucicola is the source of this 2082-nucleotide messenger RNA. Its product is annotated as dynamin family protein. The record is from RefSeq and is a predicted model, not a curated record. The transcript is spliced from 5 exons. Gene Ontology annotation, molecular function: GTPase activity; GTP binding; microtubule binding. The coding region runs from base 1 to 2082 and encodes 693 amino acids. Lineage: Eukaryota; Fungi; Ascomycota; Eurotiomycetes; Eurotiales; Aspergillaceae. Gene Ontology annotation, cellular component: microtubule; cytoplasm; membrane.